CAUCCACUUAAAAUAAAAAUCUCAAAGCCGAUUCGAUGCUUAACGAAAGGGUUUAAUGGCGAGCUUCGAUGCGAAGACGAUCGUCAAGGACAAGAGAUUCUGGGUCGCUUCCUUUCUCAUCGCCUGGGCUGCUGGUCUCCAGGGCCACAUGAUGUGGCUGCAGAAGCAAGAGUCUUUCAAGCAGAAAUUCGGAACAAUCGAUGAAGACGACAAGAAGUGAUUCAGUCAUAUUAGCUGGAGGAUUUCUUGGUCUCUGAAAUGUAGCUGUUUUGUGAGCCUGAGGAUGAUUCGAUUUGUAUGAAAUUUCAUCUUUACAAACACAAAAAUCAUGCUCUUUUCUCUGGCUAAUUUGGCAAAUUCCUCAAAAUUUCUGGAGUUGUUUGCUAGAAGAAGUUGCCAUCUUCAUAUUGCAAUUAGUCUCUGUAAUAUGUGUACAAGUCUAGUUUCAAGAACUUAAUAAAGAGAGCUUUUUUAUGUUA
Messenger RNA from Eutrema salsugineum, 479 nucleotides. RefSeq lists its product as uncharacterized. The coding region runs from base 56 to 220 and encodes 54 amino acids. The record is from RefSeq and is a predicted model, not a curated record. The transcript is spliced from 2 exons. Lineage: Eukaryota; Viridiplantae; Streptophyta; Magnoliopsida; Brassicales; Brassicaceae.